GGUCAUCCCCAGCUCGGGCCUUUUAUCUCCGCGCUACCGGGGAGGCGGGAGGAGGAGACACGGGGGCUGGCCCUGAGCGCCGGCGACACCUUUCCGGGGCUCUAUAAAUUGAGCACCUGGGAUGGGUAGGGGGCCGACGCCACCACCACCGCCGCCCGCAGUCACAGUUCGGCCACUGACCGCAGCAGCGUCCGCCGGCAGCAGCAGCCAGCAGCGGGAACACUGAGCUACCCAGCAGCAGGGGAUCUCGAGGCGCCGGAGGAAGUGCGUGCCCCCGCCCCACCUCUGCCCCGUCAGCGCCAGGGCUCGACCCAGAGACCACGCGCCGAUAUCGCGAGCUUCCGGACGCCAGAGCCAGGAGAAGUCGUGCUUCCCGCAGGGCCGGGCUGCGAUCUAGACGAGAGUUGGAGAGGGCGGAGGAGGAGCCGGGAAUCCCGCCGCACCGGCUGUAGCCAGGCCCCCGGCGCGGGCCUCAGAGAGCGCGUGAAAGGCGUACAGUACCUCGCCCCGGCCGCCCAUCCCGUGCCCCUGCGUCCUUGUGCUUCGGCGCCCGCACGGCCACCAUGAUGCAGAUUUGCGACACCUACAACCAGAAGCACUCGCUCUUUAACGCCAUGAAUCGCUUCAUCGGCGCCGUGAACAACAUGGACCAGACGGUGAUGGUGCCCAGCCUGCUGCGCGACGUGCCACUGGCCGAGCCCGGGCUGGACAACGGCGUCGGCGUGGAGGUAGGCGGCAGUGGCGGCUGCCUGGAGGAGCGCACGCCCCCGGCCCCCGGCCCGGGCAGCGGCAACGGCAGCUUUUUCGCGCCCUCCCGGGACAUGUACAGCCACUACGUGCUGCUCAAGUCCAUCCGCAACGACAUCGAGUGGGGGGUCCUGCAGCAGCCGCCGCCGGCGGCGGGGAGCGAGGAGGGGAGCGCCUGGAAGUCCAAGGACAUCCUGGUGGACCUGAGCCACCUGGAGGGCGCGGACGCCGGCGAGGAGGACCUGGAACAGCAGUUCCACUACCACCUGCGCGGGCUGCACACUGUGCUCUCCAAACUCACGCGCAAAGCCAACAUCCUCACUAAUAGAUACAAGCAGGAGAUCGGCUUCAGCAAUUGGGGGCACUGAGGCGGGUCCCCCGCGGCUGCCCAGCACCCUUCCCGGCCCCAUCUCUCACCCUCUCUUUCCUCAAAGCUAUUUUCUUUCUGGCUCUAGGGCGCGAUGGGCAGACUGCAAAGUUGGGGGGCUGCGUACGUGCAGGGGACGCGGCAGGGCUGCAUGGAGGAGGGGGCUUCUUUGGGGAGAGGAGAGGAAAGCGGUGGCAAAAGAGGUGGGGUAGUGCUCAAGGACUUCCCUCUCUCCCGCGGGGGUGGGGAGGGGGAAUGAGGGGGCUGUGUUCUACUUUGGUGGGAAUAGGACUGAGUUGACGCCCUGCAUUCAGUCUGUGCUUUUCCUGGAGUUUCUUUUCUGUUCUUUCCGGAGGAGAAGGGCCGAGAAAGGGCCAUUCCAGGGCGCGGCGCUGGGUUGCCACAUUUGGGAGCGCCGCCCGGAGCUGGGCGCUGGGGAAGGCGGGGCGGGCGCACAGCCUCCCGCCUCCCUGCCGUUGGGCUGGUGGAGGCCGCAGCGCUGCUAGGGUUGCAUCAGUUUUCCUGUUUGCACUAUUUCUUUUUGUAACCGUGGCCCCGUCUUGAGUAUUUCCAAUCUCCUCCUUGCUCUGAAACUUCGGCGAUUCCAUUGUGAUAAGCGCACAAACAGCACUGUCUGUCGGUAACCGGUACUACUUUAUUAAUGAUUUCCUGUUACACUGUAGAGUUGUCCUGUGGUACCCCUAUCCCAUCCCUUUCAUGCCACCACCCCCCCAAGUGUGUAAGCUGGCACUGUGCCAGCUCGUACGAAGCUUGCCACUCAGUGAAAGUAAUAACGUUAUUAUGAGAAAGUGGACUUACCCGAAAUGGAACCAACUGACAUUCUAUCCGUGUUGUACAUAGAAUGAUGAAGGGUUCCACUGUUGUUAUAUGUCUUAAAUUUAUUUAAAACUUUUUUAAUCCAGAUGUAGACUAUAUUCUAAAAAAUAAAAAAAAAGCAAAUGUGU
Molecule: messenger RNA, 2079 nt
Organism: Eubalaena glacialis (North Atlantic right whale)
Lineage: Eukaryota; Metazoa; Chordata; Mammalia; Artiodactyla; Balaenidae
Gene: MID1IP1
Product: MID1 interacting protein 1
Exons: 2
Coding region: 564-1115 (183 amino acids)
Biological process (GO): regulation of lipid biosynthetic process
Cellular component (GO): cytosol
Source: RefSeq, a predicted model, not a curated record